This is a messenger RNA of Rhipicephalus sanguineus (brown dog tick), 2249 nucleotides long. RefSeq names its product zinc finger and SCAN domain-containing protein 5B. Lineage: Eukaryota; Metazoa; Arthropoda; Arachnida; Ixodida; Ixodidae. The record is from RefSeq and is a predicted model, not a curated record. Gene Ontology annotation, biological process: regulation of DNA-templated transcription. Gene Ontology annotation, molecular function: DNA-binding transcription factor activity, RNA polymerase II-specific; RNA polymerase II cis-regulatory region sequence-specific DNA binding. Bases 92 to 1093 code for a protein of 333 amino acids. The transcript is spliced from 7 exons.
CCUGUGCGUGUUCCUUACACCGCUUACACUACGGUACAGUGUUCUAACUACGGUGUGCUGUACUUGCACUGCCGAAAACGCUUCAUUUUCGAUGGUGAGGUAUUGUUCGGUUCCACAAUGCCGUACAUACUGCACAGAGCCAGGGAUAAGCUUCCAUUUCUAUCCCACCGACGCGGAGCGUCGUCGAGUGUGGCUCAUCGUGCUUCGCAGCGGCAAGACUCCUUCCAAGUACGCGAUGGUGUGCAGCAAGCACUUCGACGACGGUGCGUUCAAGCGUUCGCGGACGAGAAAGGAGGGGUUCAUGCGGAAGAGAUUGAGGCCUGACGCACUUCCGACACUGAACUUGCCAAAGCGCAAACUUGACAAGUGUAAGCCUCCUCGCAAGCCACCGGCAAAAAGAGCCCCGGUUUCAAGGCAGUCGCAGAGGCCUGAAAGCAUAGCCAACAAUGUUGCAGAUGUGCCACUGAGGAGGUGCCCCUGUGGCCAAGUGCUCAACACGGAUGAUGCAAGCCAGUUCCCAGGUUGGGAAGUGCGGAGGGAGGUGUCCAUCCAGUGUGGCUUGCAACAGAUGCCCCCUCUGCCUCUCCCACUGGAUGUUGUUCCAUCAGCGACAACUGGUGACAGUGCUGAGGAAGGAACAGACCACGGCACGGGCAAUGCACCGAACCAUGAACGGCUUUUUUGGUGCCAUCUCUGCAAAUACUCAGCACCUAGCCUUUCCAAGUUGAAAUCGCACCUGUUAUCACACAGCACAGUGAAACCUUUCAAGUGUGAGGUCUGCCCAGCGGCAUUCAAGAACUUGGCAUCCUACAAAGCCCACAUCUGCAAACAUACGGGAGAAACGCUCUACCAGUGUGACCUUUGCCCAUAUUCGACUGGUUACAAGUCACGUGAGUUGGAGCACAGAAGAACUCACUUGAAUGCCUGUACCAUGUGUGCAUAUCGAACUAAAAGCGAGUCAAGACUCUGCAUACACCAGCACCAACACACAAGCAAUAAGCCUUUCAAGUGCAAAGUCUGUUCUCUUGGCUUCACCCGAAAGUACUCCCUAAAGAUUCACAUGCAGCGACAUUUGGAGUCUCAGCUUUCGUGAUGAUUAUGGGCUUCAUGAGAGCAGCAUCCACCAUCGAGCACCGCGGAAGCAAGAGCACAUGCACAAGCCAGGAACACAGGCUUGACAAAAGGAGUGGCUAAUCCACAUGUGCUGCAGAAGAGGUGUCCCUGUGGUCAACAUGAGUGAUGCAAGCCCGAUGCCAGGUUGGAAAGUGCAGAGAGAGGUGUCAAAACAGCACAGCUUGAGACAGAUUCCCCCUCUGCCUCUCCCAGUGAAGAUUGGUAAUUGUUCCAUCAGUGACAAGUGGUGGCAAUGCUGAAGAAGGAACAGGCCACAGUGCGGGCAAGGCGUCUAAGAACAAACAGCUGUUUCAAUCCCAACUAUGCUAAUGAGCAACGAGCCCUUCCAAGUUAAGAUAGCACCUCACCACAGAGAAACCUUUCAAGAGUGAGCUCUGCCUGGCAGCUUUUAAGUGCUUACCUACAAAGCCCACAUCUGCAAACAUGUGAGAAAGCCUGUACCAGUGUGACCUUGACCCAUAUACGGCUUCUUACAACACACCUGUAGGGGCACAGAAAAUCUCACUCGAAUGCCAUGAUUUACGGCUGGACCGUGUGUGCAUAGAGCAUUAAAGCAAUUGAAAACUCCAUACGCAUAAGUAGAAACACACAUACAAUAAGCCUUUCAAGUGCUAAGUCUGCUCUUAUGUUUACAGCAAGAGCUCUAGUAUCUAAAAAUCCACAUGCAGGAACAUUUGGAGUCACAGCUGUGCUGAAGAUUAUGGGCUUUCAUUAAAGCAGCAUCCACCAUAAAGCACCUCGAAAAAUGAGUGAAUGCACAUGGGAGGUACUCAAGCUUGUUUAUUGACAUGGGCAUUACAUAGGCAUUGUUGACGCCUAUUGCUGUACAUGGUGAUCCUUGCAUUCAGUGAUGCAUUUCCAGUUGGUUGAACCUCCCACACUGAAAGAGUUUCUUGACUAUAUGGUAGAAUCAUGCUUAUUUUGCACCCAAAUACUAAGAGACUGCGCAAAAUUUGAUGUGUCGAUAAUUUAGUCUUCCAGUACAGUCAAAUCUGGAUGAAUGGAACUUCGAAAUAAAAGCCACGUUUUCUUUUCGCAGUUGUGGUGUUUGACAGUGGUGGGCACGCACAGCUGUGCAUGCCAUACACUGCCACAAGUCCGAGCACUCCCGGCUC